AUGCCACCAGUGAUUGAUUUCCAAGUGGCAGUGACCCCCGACGAAUCUGAACCUUCCACAACUCAGGCCAUUAAUGAUGACAGACACCGCUCUAUUGGAGAAUAUUGCAGGACGCGGCUCACAACAUUAAAGCCUCCUAUGACCAAAGCUGAGAGCCCACUCAAGGUGCUGGCGUUGCUUGACCGCAUGCAGUGGCUGCACUUUCUUGUCGCUUUUAUCGCUUGGUGCUGGGACGCCUUUGACUUUUUCACUGUUACUAUGACAAUCUCUGAUUUGGCAGAAACUUUUGGCAAGACUAAAACUGAAAUCACGUGGGGCAUCACGCUCGUUUUAAUGCUACGGUCGGUUGGAGCCAUCACCUUUGGCAUUGCUUCGGAUCGUUGGGGACGAAAGUGGCCAUUUGUAGUCAACAAUCUGCUUUUCAUCGUGCUGGAAUUAGCCACAGGCUUCUGUUCAUCAUACACUCAGUUCCUGGUGGUGCGCGCACUCUUUGGUAUUGCCAUGGGUGGAUUAUACGGAAAUGUCGCUGCAACAGCUCUAGAAGAUUGUCCUCUUGCUGCUCGAGGCAUCUCACGUCUACCGGAGACCAAAGUGUUUCAAGAACGCCAGCGUUUACGUGAAGCGAGUCGUAACACAUCCAAAAUGUUCGUAGCUGAGGGUAAAAUUGCGCUGAAACGCCACUGGUUGCUUCUCUGCUACAUGGUCCUUCUCAUGGCCGGCUUCAAUUUUAUGUCUCACGGCUCGCAAGACAUGUACCCGACGAUGUUAAAAAAUCAAUACGAGUUUAAUGCUGACCAGGUCACUGUUACGCAGAUUGUGGCCAACAUUGGAGCCAUUUGUGGUGGCACACUCGUUGGCUACUACUCUCAGGUCUUUGGUCGUCGUCUCACGAUUCUGGUCAUGACGGUCAUUGGGGCUGCCCUACUUUAUCCGUAUUGUUACACUGGCGACGAGACCGUCAUGAUCGCUGCCUUCUUCAUGCAAUUCUGUGUCCAAGGUGCUUGGGGUGUCAUUCCCAUCCAUUUGAUGGAGCUUUCUCCGCCGUCGUACAGUGCAUUCGUCGUUGGAACGGCAUACCAACUUGGAAAUCUAGUCUCCUCCGCGUCGUCAACUAUUGAGGCUUCUCUUGGUGAACACUUUCCACUACCGGAUAGUGAAGACGGCGAGACUCGAUUCGAGUAUGGUAAAGUGAUUUCCAUCUUUCUUGGUGUUGUGUUCGUAUAUGUGUUCGUAUUGACACUCAUCGGACCGGAGGCUCGCGGCAAGGAGUUUGAUGUUAAGCACGAUCACGAUCUCGACGAGGCAGCCCGGAUUAGCCAUGAUGGUUCUUUAUUAAGCGCCACUGAAACUAAGGUUUUCAAGGCAUAA
This is a messenger RNA of Plasmopara halstedii, 1368 nucleotides long. RefSeq names its product sugar transporter family protein. Lineage: Eukaryota; Oomycota; Peronosporomycetes; Peronosporales; Peronosporaceae. The transcript is spliced from 4 exons. Gene Ontology annotation, cellular component: plasma membrane. Bases 1 to 1368 code for a protein of 455 amino acids. The record is from RefSeq and is a predicted model, not a curated record. Gene Ontology annotation, molecular function: carboxylic acid transmembrane transporter activity. Gene Ontology annotation, biological process: transmembrane transport; carboxylic acid transport.